Messenger RNA from Uncinocarpus reesii 1704, 1326 nucleotides. RefSeq lists its product as uncharacterized. The transcript is spliced from 2 exons. Gene Ontology annotation, cellular component: cytoplasm. Bases 1 to 1326 code for a protein of 441 amino acids. The record is from RefSeq and is a predicted model, not a curated record. NCBI's taxonomy places the organism in Eukaryota, Fungi, Ascomycota, Eurotiomycetes, Onygenales, Onygenaceae. Gene Ontology annotation, molecular function: electron-transferring-flavoprotein dehydrogenase activity; flavin adenine dinucleotide binding.
AUGGCGCCAGACAAAGUCAAACUUCUUGUUAAAUCACUCGGCUUCUUCAUUCCCUACCUGGGUCAAGCUACCAUCUCGCGAGUGGCUGCGUACUGUCACAGCUGGACGUGGCGCAACACGCCCGACGCGAAGAAUGUCGUGGUGCUAGGCGGGUCAUUUGCAGGUAUUGAACUGGUGAAGCGACUGGGGGAGACGCUGCCGACGGGAUACAAGGCUGUGUGGAUCGAGAAGAACUCGCACCUCAACUACUCGUUCAACUUUCCACGAUUCUCCGUUCUGACAGGGCAUGAGCACACAGCAUUUAUUCCAUACGACGGGAUUGCAAAAGGCGCGCCGGAAGGCAUCUUCUGCCGUAUCCAGGACACAGCUGUUGCACUCACAGACCAUCAAGUGCUCCUGGCAUCGGGCGACAAGAUCGACUACGAGUACCUCGCAAUCGCGACGGGAUCCACACAGCCCCUACCCGUGCAGGUAGCGUCCACGGAGCGUAGUGAUGCCUGCCAUGAGCUACAGAGCGUGCAGCAGACUAUCAAGGCGAGUCAGAAGAUUGCCGUUGUUGGGGGCGGAGCGGUAGGAGUCGAGCUAGCUAGUGACAUCAAAGAUUUUUAUCCGGACAAGGAAGUCACUCUGAUCCACUCGCGAGGCCAGCUUAUGAGCCACUUUGGCAGCCGACUCCAGGCUUACGCAUUGUCCGUGCUGAGGGACGAGCUGGAAAUUCGAGUUUUGCUGAACGAGCGACCGAAUAUGCCCUCUGCGGGCAACUUCGCGCGAUCGGCUUCGUUGACCUUCUCUGAUGGGAGAGAAGAACAAUUUGACCUCAUUAUCGGCUGCACCGGCCAACGGCCAAACUCAUCCAUUCUCAAAAGUCUGUACCCGAGCACCGUUUCAAAUGAGACCUCCCGGAUUCUGGUCCGACCGACGCUCCAAGUUCUUAAUGCCAACGCACCGAACCAAGACCUCCCGAUCUUUUCGUUUGGCGAUGUAGCGGAUCAUGGUGGUCCCCGCAUGGCCCGGGCAGGCUGGAUGCAGUCCCAGGUGGUGCUGGACAACAUCUUAGCCAAGAUCCACGGCCAAACACCGACGCGCAAAUACACGCCUAACGUAUUUCUCGAAGGGGCGAUCAAGUUGACGCUGGGCAAAACGCAUACCGUCAUCUAUGCGAUGGAGGACGACGGGUCUGAAAUGCUGAUACCUUCCAGGGAUGGGAAGCUAGAUCUCGGGAUUGAAUCGGCAUGGAAGGAGUAUGGAGUAGAUUUUAAACGGGCCAGUGAAGGCCAUGCUGAUCGUGUCGAAGUCGGUGCUGGAGCUGCUGGAAGUCAGUGUUAG